This is a messenger RNA of Puntigrus tetrazona (Sumatra barb), 678 nucleotides long. RefSeq names its product otospiralin (gene otos). The record is from RefSeq and is a predicted model, not a curated record. The coding region runs from base 137 to 412 and encodes 91 amino acids. Gene Ontology annotation, biological process: sensory perception of sound. The transcript is spliced from 4 exons. Lineage: Eukaryota; Metazoa; Chordata; Actinopteri; Cypriniformes; Cyprinidae.
UGUAGACCUAGUUUGGGAGGGGACAAAAAAUUCCUGAAACUGGAUUUCAGCCUGUGCAGAACUUGUGACACACAACAUCUUUUUAGCUCUUAGAAACGAACGGAUCACUUGCAUAAUCACUGCUGCAAACAAGCAAAUGAUGAAGUGGAGUAUUAUUUUGGGGGUGUUCUUGCUAUGUUUUCUUGCUAAUAAUCUCAGCGGUGCCAGAUUCAUUCCUGAAGGGGUGCCCUAUGAACGGCCCCCAGCUGUGCCCUACUGGUCUUAUUCCACUUCAGAUUUCUGGAACUAUGUGGAAUACUUCCGCAACAUUGGGGCGUACGACCAGAUCAAUGAAAUGGCCAGAACGUUCUUCGCUCAUCAGCAUCUAGGAGACACGCUGGGAUAUGAAGUGGCAGAGCAACAUGAACACUAAAUGGAUGUUAUUAGUUCAUCUUUUGUGUUAUUAGAAAGUAACGAAUGAUAAUUUACUAAAUAUAACUAAACACCAUUUAUAGCUCUAUAAUAAUGUGUUGUGCCGUAUCUUUAAAUGUAUUACUACUAGUAAAAAGCAUAUAGGAAUUAUAGUCAAUGUUUCAUUGUAGUAUGAAUUAACAGCUUCAGAGUGCAUGAUUGUGAUGUAUUAUACGACUGGUGCAAUUGCAAAUAUAGGAAAUAUAAGAAAUAAAACAAUAAAGUGUC